This is a messenger RNA of Oncorhynchus keta (chum salmon), 4075 nucleotides long. It is a transcript of the gene amigo3, whose product is annotated as adhesion molecule with Ig-like domain 3. Gene Ontology annotation, molecular function: protein binding. Bases 1830 to 3380 code for a protein of 516 amino acids. The record is from RefSeq and is a predicted model, not a curated record. Gene Ontology annotation, biological process: brain development. NCBI's taxonomy places the organism in Eukaryota, Metazoa, Chordata, Actinopteri, Salmoniformes, Salmonidae. The transcript has a single exon.
GAGAGAUGCAUGGUGAAUGGACAAGGAAAGAGAGAGGGAGGGACUGAAGCGUUUAUCAAAAGGCAGGGAGGAUUAAUUAUGAGAGAGAGAGAGCACGAGAGAGAGAGAGCUGCAUUGUGUGGAGCCUUGGGAAAAGACCAGAAGCUCCUAUAGUCCCUCCACUCAACACAGAGCAGCCACACAGAGAGAGUCACAACCCUCCCUCACACUUCUCUCUCUGGAUACCAUAAGAACCUGUCUUACAGCUGAUUUCCCACUAGAUACUACAGCCAACCGGAGCAGAGGAAAAUCCUGGAUACUACAGCCAACCGGAGCAGAGGAAAAUCCUGGAUACUACAGCCAACCGGAGCAGAGGAAACCACUAGAUACUAGUUUAGAACUUUUCUUUUAUCUGUAAUCCGGUGUGUUCCAUGAAGCCCUGAUGAUGAACUAGAUUGUAAAUGAAGUGCAUGGUAUCGCAGCCACCGAGUACACAGCUUGUCUUUACUAAGAGCCCUGAUCAGAGAAGACGACUCAGAGAAGACGACGUGAAGGAGAAAGAUUCUGGAGGUUUUGGUCGGAGCAGUACACAUCCUCUUUUCUAUACAAUACUCCUGGGGAGUGCACUCAUCAUCCGCCAGUUGAAGGGAGAGGGGGAGAUUGUAUCGAUCGACCGAGAGAGAGAGAGAGAACUGGCUGUAUGAUUGCGUUAAGCGAGCUAGACAGAAUGUUGACUUAAUUCAAACCCCUCCCUGCUCGCACCGUCUGUCGCAGACAGCUUGUUUAGUGACCUAUAACUCUUAUGGACGAAAAGGACAUUUACAUUACAACUGUGAGAAAAGGGUGUUUUGGUCUGUCACAAGAGGCAGUGGGACUACGGAUUCCCCACAAAACGGGGUUUUGUUUUUCUGGGUAGGCUAAGAUUAACAGUAUCGGACAAUUGGUGAUUCUUUAAAGCACCUCCUUUAGCUCACAAGGACCGGAGACAGCAAGAGAAAAGUACACCGGUCCAUCAAGAGAAAAGUACACCGGUCCAUCUCCGUGGACAGUAGGCAUUACAAAACGGACAAUAAAAGCCAUUCUUGUUGUUAACAUCGUUUGUUCUUCUUCAGGACAUGACAGAGAGAAAAGGACUCAGCUGGACUCAGUUUCUCCACGUGUUAUAAUUAAACCUCUGGACCAGCGCCCAGUUUUAUAAUGGGCUACUGUGAUGAGUCCUGCCGCAGCAACAGUUCCCAGGACUAACCCAUGUGAUGAAGACAUUUUAAUGGACUUUCCAGAGGUGAGGAGCGUAUCACCAGAAACUGUGAUGCAGAAAUAGAGCAAAUCCCAGAGUGAAAUGAUGAUGUGCUUUUUCUUUUUGUCAGGGAUCCUUGUAUUCCCUUCGUUUCUCAGUCACAUGAAAUGAACUUUUCUUGGGUUUCCCCAACCUGUGCAGGGACAGAGACUUUUACAGCUAUUGAACUAGUUAAACUGCCUUCCAUUUGCUAAUUCUUCUCUCCUCCCGUCUGGUCUACUGCCCUGCAGUGGAGGGGCAGGCCGCUAUGGCAGCUUUCACUCUCUCUGCUGCUACGAUACAGCUGUAGCUCGUAUAUCCCCCAAACCGCCACCACUCCAAGAUCCCGUUGAGACUGAGAGUACACCAACCUCCAACUCCGCUCCUGUUGAGAGACAGAGAGGGAGACAAAGACAAGGAGAGAAAGACUUUGCGCCUACCAAACUUUUAUUGAGGAAGAAAGACUGUGGACCAACCAAAACAGAGAGACUGUGCACCAACCAGGAGCCCCACGGACGGAUAUAAAAAUUCCUGGUGUCACUCUCUCGUCCCCUUGUCGUGUCCCGUCAGCACAAUGCUCAGGUCUCAGGCUGUAACUACCCCUCUGGUGCUGAACUCUCUCCUCCUAGUGCUCCUACUGCAGCAAGCCGGGGUCAGGGCUGAGACAGGGGUCGCGGCUGAGCCCGGGGUAGGGGCAAGUGAGUCUGGGGUCGGGGCCAGUAGAUGUCCCAAGGGCUGCCUGUGUUGCUCCGACAUCCUCAGCUGCGUCGACAAGGGUCUGAAGGCACUGCCCUCUGAGCUGCCCGCGUACACCACCACCCUGGACCUCAAUCACAACCGCCUGAAGGAGCUGAAGAAGGGGAGCUUUGCUGCGCUGCCCCGUCUGGAGUCUCUCCGCCUGGCUCACAACUCUCUGAAAUGCCUCGAGCCCGGAACCUUCUGGAACAGCAGCGCGCUACGACAACUGGACCUGUCGUCCAAUCAGCUAGAAAAGGUAGAGGCGCACUACUUCCUGGAGCUGACAGGAUUGGAGGAGCUGCUGCUCUUCAACAACCGGAUCAUCCUCGUGGAGAGCAAGGCCCUGGCGGCGCUCGGCAACCUACGCAAGGUCUACAUCAGCCACAACCGCCUCACGGACUUCCCCUUCUCCAUCCAGGAGGACAGCCACCCCUUCUUAGCCACCAUGGACCUGUCCUCCAACAGCAUGUCCAAACUCCCCCUGGUGGACAUCGAGACCCUGCCGGCGGCCUUGCAGAGCGGACUCUUCCUCCACAACAACACCCUGAUCUGCGAAUGCGAAAUGUACAAUAUGUUUCGGCGCUGGGAGCAGAAGGGGUUCCCCUCGGUCAGUGACUUCAGGGAGGAGCACACCUGCCUGGUGUAUGGGGAACACAAGGCCUCGGUUAAAUUUUUCCACCACAGACGCUUCUUUGAAGUGAACUUGAAGUGCAGCACGGCAGUGGCUGGAGCUCUAUGGGAGCCUGAGGGAAGCCUGCUGGUGUACGAAGGAGCCGCCGUGGUUCUGGACUGUCACACCAUGCUCAAAGGACAGCACCUAACUUACUUGUGGGUUUCGCCUCACCACGGGGCAGGUGCCCCGCCGGAGAACAACGGCACUCUCCGCAUGCACGCCAACGGCAGUCUGGAGAUUGUGUCGGCGCAGGUCGAGGACUCCGGCGUGUACUGGUGCAAGGUUUUCGACGGGACUAAGAGGAACGAGUCAUGGGAAGUGAACGUGACGGUGUUGAUGCGACACGACGAAACCGAGCCCUUCAACACGGGGUUUACGACCCUCAUAGGGUGCGUGACGACCCUCGUUCUGGUCCUCAUGUACCUUUACCUGACCCCCUGCCACUGCUGGUGCCACAAGCAGCCGCCUCUGCCGGGUACCCCCAGCCCGGCCAAUGACCAGUGCAGUGCCCAGUCCUCAAUCCUGACCCCCACCCCGCCCGCCACCACAGAGGGCCCAGGCCGCAAGGUCAGUAACAAGCAUGUGGUGUUUCUGGAACCCAUCAAAGAAGUGCAGAACGGCCGGCUAAGGGUGGCUACAGGUGCGCUGUCCCCAGUCUCGGUUUCAGGCCACUCCAUCACCUCAGUCUUCUCAGACUCACCCAUCGUGCCAUAGCACCAGGCAGACAAGCCAUCUCCUACUGUACCUUCCCUCUACCAAACACCUGCCUCCUCUGUCCCACCCCACCCCACUAGCAGAGAGAGUGGGUUGGGUUACCCACCAGGCAGGGCAGAGAGUUAGACACUGCCUGUCAGAGUAGGAUAGAUAGAUUGCCACCCAGGGGUGAGGCAGAAGACACCACAAGAGGGAGAUUGAGAGACAGAAAUAGAGAGAGGAAGAGAUAGGCAGGGAGAUGGAGAGGAACAGAUAGGCAGGGAGAUGGAGAGCAUGACAGCAAAAGAGCAGAGAAAUUAACAUCCGGCACAAACUCAACUGGCCCAGGCCAGGUUUGACUGGACUGCCUUUCUGAGGAGUGGAACGACAAGGAUCCUGCAUGUUGAGUGAGAAACAGUGCUUCUGGACUAGGGCUGCAACAUUCUUUUGACUUUCUCAAAACAUUCCCCCCGAUUUCCCAGAAAUCCUGGAUACGAGGAAAUAAGCAGAAAUCAGUGAAUUCUUGAAACCAGGAUUUGUGGAAAACCAGGGAACUUUGAGAAAGUUUACAGAGUUUUGCAACACAAUACCGGGUGUAUAUCUAGAACUAUAUCAAAACAAAGCAGGAUAGAGCUGUCCCUGUUAGCACGGCUUGUACCCUUUAAUAGAACCAGAGCUAGUGUAUGAAUGCCUCGUCUAAGAAAAUUUGAACAAAA